CUCGCCUGGAGGAUGUGUGUGUGUGCGUGUGUGUGCGUGUGUGUGUAUGUGUGCGGAGAGGGAAAAAAAAUCAGUUGCAAUGCGAGAGAGAAAGCAGCAUAAAAAGUAGAGAGCGGUCCGUGUAGUGCGCGCUGCGUAAGAUCAACUUCACCCGAGUUGUGUUUGUGUGCUUCACUUCGCCUGGGUGACUUUGUACUCAGGAGCUACGCUGCAUAUCAACUCAGACAUUCUUACCUUCAGCGACAGGGGGAGAGAAACUAGAACGCUGCUGUUCAGACGCUUUUUAUCAAAAAAACAUUACCUCCGUUGCCUCGUACGUCGUGUCUAAUGGAGGGACCGGUGCGGAUUUGCUGGUUUAAUAAUGUUUUUUGCUGCUAAAGUGUCCGAUUGUCUUCGUUUUCCCUCCAUCAGAAGGUGUGCAUGUGGACGGUGUGUGUGUGUGAGACGCCUGAUUAGUGUCCUGAGGUAAAGCAGCAGCAUGGAAGACAGAGGCCUAAGAGGCCUAAAGGUUCUGUCGAUUGUACUGUGCAUUUGCCAGACCCUUCUUUUCAACUGCCCUUUUGCAUUAUCUCUCUUAUUCCACACACAACCAGCCUCUGUGGUCCAGAAGCAGGGUAGCACUGUUCACCUGCACUGUUUGGUUCAUCCCACCUCAGCCACAGUCUCCUGGUUGUUCCAGGGUCGUGCCCUAGAGCCGGGGUCGAUACCUGGGGUGGAGGUUCAACCUGACAGAAUCUCUGUGCUCUCUCUUCAGCCACAAAACACCGGCACUUACCAGUGUUUGGCACACUCAGACACAGGUUCCAUCACUAGCCAGUGGGCACGGGUAACCAUCGCAGAUAUUAAAGAGUUUGGACAGACCCAGCGGCGGUCUUUAGUAGAAAAAGAAGGGAACACUGCUGUUAUUGAGUGCCAACUACCUCGGAGUAAUCCCCCAGCUUUGCCACGUUACAGAAUACGGGGAAAAUGGCUGGAGGAGUCUACAGAUGAAUAUUUAAUCAUUCCUUCUGGAAACCUUCAUAUAGUCUCUGUUUCUACAGAGCAUCAGGGCAUGUAUAAAUGUGGAGCUUAUAAUCCUGUUACCAGAGAGGUCAAGGUUGAGCCCUAUGGCACUAAGCUCUUAGUGAAAAAUUCAGAUGGUCCUUCCCCUGUGGGGAUAGUAUAUCCAGUCAACUCUGUCAGCUUGGCAGUGGAACAGUCCAUGUCCUUGGUUCUGGAAUGUGUAGUAUCAGGAAAUCCCUCUCCUGUUGUUAAAUGGAUGAAGGAUGGCCAAGAGCUGCCUCUUGCUCCCAGACUGAGACUUCUGCAUAGUAAUCUGGUGCUGAAUGAUGUUCAGAUAAGUGACGGAGGAAAUUACACUUGCUUUGUUCAAGCAGAGGAAGGUGUUGUGGCCAGUGCCAACUAUACUGUAGAUGUGCUUGGACCUCCUGUUAUAAUAAGAGGUCUGAGUGACCAGACUGUGAAAUCUGGUUCAUUUGUGCAAUUCAAUUGUGCCACCUCUGGAAAUCCUGUUCCUAACAUCACCUGGCUCUUCAACUCUUCUCCAGUUUUAUCCUCACCACGACUACAGAUUUCAAACUCCACCCUGCAUAUUUCCUCUGUCACUGCCCAGGACCAGGGCAUGUACCAGUGUGUCCUAGACAAUAGGAUUGGCUGUGCACAAUCGGCUGCCAGACUUAACAUUCAAUUGGAACCUCAGUCCUUUUCCACCACCAUUGCUGCUACUAUGGCCACACAACCAACUGCCCAUCCAGUUCAGAAUGAUGAAGGUGAGGGGCUGUUCCUGCCUUCUGAGGAUGUUCUUGCCAAUCGUGAUGCCAAAGGUUCAUUCCAAGAGAGGGCCAGUGAUGAACCCACUCCAGAGGCUCCAAUCAUUAUUAGUCCACCACAAACCCACAGACCCAACGCAUAUGAACUAGAGUGGCGCCCAGGGCGAGACUGGGGAAGACCAAUCAACGCCUACUUUGUUAAAUAUCGCAAGGUGGAUGAGAUGGGCAACGUGGUGGGCAGUUGGCACACAGUACGAGUUCCAGGUAGUGAAAGGAGCCUCCCCCUUUCAGACCUGGAGCCAUCCAGUCUGUAUGAGGUCCUGAUGGUAGCACGAAGCAGUGCUGGUGAGGGCCAGCCUGCCAUGCUUACCUUUCGAACAGGAAAGGAGAAGAGCUCAUCCUCCAAUAAGAAUCCCUCUAAGGCCCCAUUUGUGUCUUUACCUGAGAAACCCCCUGAAGACGAAAAGAAAACCAGCAACACACACUAUGGAGUGGUCAUCCCUGACAGAGUUCCUGAGGCCCCAGAUCGGCCAACCAUCUCAAUGGCAUCAGAGAAUUCGGUUUACGUCACAUGGAUCCCGCGGGCCAAUGGUGGUUCUCCGAUCACAGCUUUCCGUGUAGAGUUCAGGAAGGGCCGUAAUGUGGAUUGGCUAGUAGCUGAUGAUAACAUCUCACCUCUCAAGCUGUCUGUGGAAGUGCGCAACUUAGAAGGAGGUUCCACGUACCGUUUCCGUGUCAUUGCCAUAAACAACUAUGGGGAGAGUCCCCACAGCGCCACCUCCAGGCCAUACCAAGUGGCGACGACGAGUUCAACUGUGUCCAACCGUCCCGUAGCUGGCCCUCACAUUUCUUCUACUGAUGCUGUCAGUGACACACAGAUCAUGGUGCGAUGGACUUACACCACUUCCAGUAACAACAACACCCCCAUCCAGGGCUUCUACAUCUACUAUCGACCGACAGACAGUGACAAUGAUGGUGAUUAUAAAAAAGAUGUAAUAGAAGGCAUCAAGCGCUGGCACAUGAUUGGUCAGCUUCAACCCGAGACGUCAUACGACAUCAAGAUGCAAUGCUAUAACGAUGCUGGAGAAAGCGAAUACAGCAACGUGAUGAUUUGUGAAACUAAAGCACGUCAGCCUCCAGGUAUUCCCAGUCAGCGGCCCUUCACUCCACCAGCCGUGUACCCACCCAGUUCAACCUCCUCAGCAGGUGGCGUAUUGUACCUGAUUGUGGGCUGUAUUUUGGGUGUCAUGGUGCUCAUCUUGCUCAUCUUCAUCAUCAUGUGCCUUUGGAGAAACCGCCAGCAGCACAGCAUGCACAAGUACAACCCUCCUGGUUACCUGUACCAGUCUGCUGAGAUGAACGGACACAUUAUGGAGUACACAACCUUAUCUGGCUCCAGCCAACUCAACGGCAGCUUGCAUGGUAGCUACGGGAACAGUGGGUCCGUCAUGCCACAGGGUUGCCAUCACCUCCACCAUAAAAUCCCUAAUGGUCUAACACUAUUAAAUGGUUCAGGCCCUCUCUACAGUCUGGGACAUUCCCACACACAUGACACACCUCUUCCACACAGCACCAUGGACUUUGAGCAUACACACCCUCACCAUAUGCACAGUCGAGGAAACAUGUACACAUCUGUACCCCAGACGGAUUCUUCUGACUGCAUGAACUGCCAGAACUUCUGUAACAACAACAGGUGUUACACAAAAGCCAAUGGCAAUUUCUCAGGUGGCAUAAAGCACCACAUGGUACCUUGCCAGCUUGAUGGUCUCGAGAUGGUCCCACUGAACCAUGGCUCACUCCUGUGCCAUAGUAAUGACAACUCAGCACCCCAGGGGAUUUGCGAGGCGGUGGAUGUUAUCAGAGAGCAGAUGCAGGUAAACUUGGACUCAUCCCAGAAUUUAAAAAGUGGAACUGUACAAGAAGUGCCAGGCAUCAACAGCGGAGAUUCACUACAGUGUCUGAACUCAGGCGAGCCACUGAUGCACUUGGAGAGACUGGACCUAUCUGAUUUGGACUGCAAAGAAAAAAACGUUUGGAUCUCCACUGCAAGUCUAAAUGGAGACCUGAUCCACCCUACAACACAGGAGAUCUGAACUGACAAACACACAAAAACAAUCAACACACAAAAACACACACACAAUCAUGCAUAUACUUACACAAGAACAGCAGACAAUGAAGAAACGUGAAAAAUGUAUUCAGAGAAAAAGAAACAGCCAGCGCUGAAAUGCUCAGGCUUUACCUGAAGGACACUGUGCUGGAUGUGAAUGAGGGAGGAAUGGGGGAGGGGGUAAGCACAGAAGAAUGGACUUUGGAAGUGCUAUGUCUCUUUUCCAUCUGUGCAAAGGACUUUAAAAAAAAAAAAAAGAAAGAAAGAAAGAAAAACUCUUUAGAUGGCUUAUUUAUUUUUUGUAUUAGUAAAAUAUUCUUUCAUAUGAAUGUAUCUGUUUUAAGAAAAAAAGUUAGUCUUUUAUAUUAUUUAUGCAUUUUGGAUGAAAUACUUUUUGUUGUUGUUUUUAGUUUUCCACACAUUCCACAGUGUGGAGUACAGCCAUUGUAUGUGUAAAGUUGUGUAAUAAUAUAAAGAAGAUACGGUAGAUAGUGUA
Molecule: messenger RNA, 4372 nt
Organism: Tachysurus vachellii
Lineage: Eukaryota; Metazoa; Chordata; Actinopteri; Siluriformes; Bagridae
Gene: cdon
Product: cell adhesion associated, oncogene regulated
Exons: 19
Coding region: 479-3862 (1127 amino acids)
Biological process (GO): axon guidance; nervous system development; cell-cell adhesion
Cellular component (GO): axon; plasma membrane
Molecular function (GO): protein binding
Source: RefSeq, a predicted model, not a curated record